This is a messenger RNA of Salvelinus fontinalis (brook trout), 877 nucleotides long. RefSeq names its product c-Myc-binding protein-like. Gene Ontology annotation, molecular function: transcription coactivator activity. Gene Ontology annotation, cellular component: nucleus. Lineage: Eukaryota; Metazoa; Chordata; Actinopteri; Salmoniformes; Salmonidae. The coding region runs from base 288 to 596 and encodes 102 amino acids. Gene Ontology annotation, biological process: regulation of DNA-templated transcription. The record is from RefSeq and is a predicted model, not a curated record. The transcript has 5 exons.
GACGAUUUGCACAUGCGCAGCUCAGCGCGAGACGACCCGAUGACGUGUUUCUACGCAUGCGCUUUUCUAGCCGACAUCUCCAUGAAGUCGUUUACCUUGUGACGGGUUUUUCUAUUGACGAAGCAGUAUUAGCUUAUCUUCAUAUUGAUACCGCCACCGACUGUUUCCUUGUUGAUAUUCAAUUGGCACAUGCGCAUUUGCGAUUAGUUGCCAUCUUAGAGCAGUGAGAAAAUUGGUUGUAUUUGAUUAACGUCUAUUGAAAAGUAUGGAUUUCAGCAAACAAAGGCAUGCAAACAUGGGCUUCAGAGUCCAAACGAGAGCAGUUUCGGAGAUACCUGGAGAAGGCUGGUGUCCUUGACAGCCUCACCAGUGUGCUGGUGGCAUUGUAUGAAGAGACGGAGAAACCCAACAAUGCACUUGAUUUCCUCAAGCAGCACUUGGGUGUGGCUGGCCAGGAGUCUGCAGACACUGAGGCACUCCAGCAGGAGCUAAGAGACAUGAGGCAGAGGUGUGAGCUGCUGGCCGAGGAGAACAAAGACCUCAAGAACAGGCUUCAACGCUAUGAGCCUACGCAAGAAGAUGGAGCUGCCGAAUAAAAAGUGACUCGGCUUUAUUGAAGUCAUUUUGUUAGAAACUACAAUUUCUAUGGCAAGUCGAAACCAGCAAUGGGAGGCAAGGAGUUUAUACACCUGUUUUUUAUUUUCUUUAUACUCUGUUUAAAUAUUUAACUUAUUUUGUAUAUUUGAAAUAUAAUAGUUGUUAUCCCUUAUGAUUGUCUCCUCCCUCUCAUAAAAGCGAACCCCCUUUUUCUGUGUUCAGUGUACUUCAGCCUACUGCGUACCAAUGCUUUGUCUCGAGUAAACAAACGGUAACAUAA